Engraulis encrasicolus (European anchovy) is the source of this 6543-nucleotide messenger RNA. RefSeq names its product myosin-7-like. Lineage: Eukaryota; Metazoa; Chordata; Actinopteri; Clupeiformes; Engraulidae. Gene Ontology annotation, molecular function: ATP binding; actin filament binding; microfilament motor activity. Gene Ontology annotation, cellular component: myosin II complex; cytoplasm; myosin filament. The record is from RefSeq and is a predicted model, not a curated record. Bases 58 to 5865 code for a protein of 1935 amino acids. The transcript has 43 exons.
ACUGGUGUGUGCGCUCAAAGGUGCGUCGAUACUGGUUCGAGGCCCGGAACUAUAAAAAUGUCCCUCUUUUUGGAAAUGAAAGAGUAUGGAGAGGCGGCCUCAUUUCUUCGAAAAACUAACUUGGAACAACUGGCAGCUCAAGCCCAUGCAUUUGACGGCAAAAAGCGUGUGUUUGUCCCCGACGAGAAAGAGGCAUACAUAGAUGUAGAAGUGAAGGAUACGGACGGGGAUAAAGUCACUGUGGAGACCAGGGAUGGAAGGCUGCUGACUGUGAAAGAAGAGGAGAUUCAGCAGAUGAAUCCUCCUAAGUUCGACAUGGUGGAGGACAUGGCCAUGAUGACCCACCUGAACGAGGCCUCCGUCCUCUUCAACCUGCGCCGCCGAUACAGCAACUGGAUGAUCUAUACCUACUCUGGUCUGUUCUGUGUCACAGUGAACCCCUAUAAGUGGCUGCCAGUCUACUCGCCCGCGGUGGUCGCUGCUUACAAGGGCAAGCGCCGCAAUGAGACCCCUCCCCACGUCUACGCCGUUGCAGACAAUUGCUACAAUGACAUGCUACGCAAUCGUGAAAACCAGUCCAUGCUGAUCACCGGAGAGUCCGGUGCGGGCAAAACGGUCAACACGAAACGCGUAAUUCAGUAUUUUGCCAUUGUAGCUGCACUGGGGGAAACAGGAGGAAAGAAAGGAGGUACACUAGAAGACCAGAUCAUCGAGGCCAAUCCUGCCAUGGAGGCGUUUGGCAAUGCUAAAACUGUCAGGAAUGACAACUCCUCCCGCUUUGGCAAGUUCAUCCGAAUUCAUUUUGGUCCAACUGGAAAGCUGGCCUCUGGUGACAUUGACAUUUACCUUCUAGAGAAGUCCAGAGUGAUAUUCCAGCAGCCGGGAGAGAGGAGCUACCACAUCUACUACCAGAUCAUGUCCAACCGCAAACCAGAGCUGCCAGACAUGUUGCUGGUGUCCUCCAACCCUUAUGAUUACCACUACUGCAGCCAGGGAGUCACCACUGUGGACAACUUGGACGAUGGAGACGAACUUAUGGCUACUGAUCAUGCCAUGGACACGCUGGGCUUCACCCCGGAGGAGAAGUACGGCUGCUACAAGAUCGUGGGCGCCAUCAUGCACUUUGGAAACAUGCGCUUCAAGACGCGCCAGAGGGAGGAACAGGCGGAGGCCGACGGCACAGAGAGUGCUGAUAAAGCGUCAUAUCUGAUGGGCAUCAGCUCUGCAGACCUGAUCAAGGGCCUCCUCAACCCCAGGGUGAAGGUGGGGAAUGAAUACAUCGUCAAGGGCCAAACUGUGGACCAGGUGUACUAUGCUGUGGGUGCCUUAGCGAAGGCCAUUUAUGACCGCAUGUUCAAGUGGAUUGUGGACCGCAUAAACAAGACUCUGUACACAGCUGUUCCUCGCCAAUUCUUCAUCGGUGUACUGGACAUUGCAGGAUUUGAAAUCUUUGAGUUCAACAACUUUGAGCAGCUGUGCAUCAACUUCACCAACGAGAAGCUGCAGCAGUUCUUCAACCACCACAUGUUCAUCCUGGAGCAGGAGGAGUAUAAGAGGGAGGGAAUCGAGUGGACCUUCAUUGACUUUGGAUUAGAUCUGCAGUCUUGCAUUGACCUGAUCGAGAAGCCUAUGGGUAUAUUAUCCAUUAUGGAGGAGGAAUGCAUGUUCCCCAAGUCAACAGAGAUCAGCUUUAAGGCGAAGCUUUAUGACAAUCACCAUGGCAAGUCACCCAACUUUCUGAAGCCAAAGCCUGACAAGAACCGCAAAUACGAGACUCACUUUGAGCUGGUCCACUAUGCUGGAGUGGUGCCAUACAACAUCACAGGCUGGCUUGACAAGAACAGGGAUCCUCUGAACGAGACGGUUGUGCAGUGUUUCCAGAAGGCCUCCAACAAGUUAAUGGGCAGCCUUUUCGAGAACUUCAUCGGGGCUGAUUCGGCUGGUGAGCUGAAAACUAAAGAGAAAAGGAGGAAAGGAGCUUCCUUCCAAACAGUCUCACAGUUGCACAAGGAGAACUUGAAUAAACUUAUGGCCAAUUUGAGGAGCACUCAGCCUCACUUUGUGCGUUGCAUCAUUCCAAAUGAAACCAAGACUCCAGGGGCAAUGGAGCCAUUCUUGGUUCUACACCAGCUGCGUUGUAACGGUGUGCUGGAGGGCAUAAGAAUAUGCAGGAAGGGAUUUCCCAACCGCAUUCUCUACGCCGAGUUCAAACAACGCUACCGUAUCCUGAACCCUCUGGCCAUCCCGGAGGACACCUUUGUGGACAGCAAGAAGGCAGCAGAGAAACUCCUCGGCUCCCUCGACAUUGACCACUCACAGUACAAAUUUGGUCACACCAAGGUGUUCUUCAAGGCUGGUCUCCUGGGAGAGCUGGAGGACAUGAGAGACGAGCGUCUGGCGAAGAUCAUCACCAUGAUCCAGGCCAUGUGCCGCGGCAAGAUCAUGAGGGUGCAGCGCAAGAAGUUCCUGGUGGAGAGAGAGGCCAUCAUGGUGAUCCAGUGGAACAUCCGAGCCUUCUACACGGUGAAGAACUGGCCGUGGAUGACGCUCUUCUUCAAGAUCAAGCCCCUGCUGAAGAGCGCCGCCACGGAGAAGGAGCUGGCGGCCCUCAAGGAGGAGUUCCAGAAGCUGAAGGAGGCCUACGAGCGCUCCGAGGCCAAGAGGAAGGAGCUGGAGGAGCGGCAGGUCUCCCUUGUGCAGGAGAAGAACGACCUCGCCCUGCAGAUACAGGCCGAGCAAGACAACUUGGCCGACGCGGAGGACCGCUGCAACCUGCUGAUCAAGGCCAAGCUGCACUUCGAGAGCAAGGUGAAGGAGCUGAUGGAGCGUCUGGAGGACGAGGAGGAGGUGAGCGCCAGCAUCCUCACCAAGAAGCGCAAGCUGGAGGACGAGUGCGCCGAGCUGAGGAAGGACAUCGACGACCUGGAGAUCACUCUGGCCAAGGUGGAGAAGGAGAAGCACGCCACAGAGAACAAGGUGAAGAACCUGACGGAGGAGAUGGCCGUCCUGGACGAGUCCAUCAGCAAGCUGUCCAAUGAGAAGAAGGCGUUCCAGGAGGCCCACCAGCAGGCUCUGGAGGACCUGCAGGCCGAGGAGGACAAGGUCAACAUGCUGAGCAAGGCCAAGAUCAAGCUGGAGCAGCAGGUGGAUGACUUGGAGGGGACCCUGGAGCAGGAGAGGAAGGUGCGCAUGGACCUGGAGAGGGUGAGGAGGAAGCUGGAGGGGGAUCUGAAGAUCGCUCUGGAGUCGGCUACAGACCUGGAGAACGACAAACAGCAGAUGGAGGAGAAGCUGAAAAAGAAAGAUUUUGAAAUGGCACAGAUGGGCUCGAAGUUGGAGGAUGAGCAAUCCAUGAUCAUUGCACUACAAAAGAAGAUCAAAGAGCUGCAGGCGCGCAUUGAGCAGCUGGAGGAGGAGUUUGACGCGGAGCGAGCUGCGCGCUCCAAGGCGGACAAGCAGCGCAGCGAGCUGUCGCAGGAGCUGGAGGAGCUGAGCGAGCGUCUGGAGGAGGCCGGCGGCGCCACGGCCGCACAGAUUGAGAUGAACAAGAAGCGUGAGUCCGACUUCCUGCGCAUGCGGCGCGACCUGGAGGAGGCCUCGCUACACCACGAGGCCACCACCGCCAUGCUGCGCAAGAAGCACGCCGACAGCGUCCUGGAGCUGGGAGAGCAGCUGGACAACCUGCAGCGCGUCAAGCAGAAGCUGGAGAAGGAGAAGGCGGAGUACCGCAUGGAGGCCGAAGACCUGGCCUCCAACCUGGAGCACAUGUCCAAGGCCAAGACAGCCAUUGAGAAGAUGUGCCGGCUUUGUGAGGACCAGCUGAAUGAGGCCAAGGCCAAAAUUGAUGAAAUGCAAAGGCAUCUGAUGGACACCACAUCCCAGAAAGCCAGAGCUCAGACUGAAUGUGCUGAGGUGUCUCGCAGACUGGAGGAGCGGGAGGUGCUGGUUAUGCAGCUGCAGCGCACCAAGCUGAACUUCUGCCACACCGUGGAGGAGCUGAAGAAACAUGGGGAAGAGGAGACCAAGGCGAAGAACGCCCUGGCCCAUGCGCUGCAGGCGUCGCGUCAUGACUGCGACCUGAUGCGGGAGCAGCUAGAGGAGGAACAGGAGGCCAAGUCGGAGCUGCAACGCGCCCUCUCCAAGGCCAACGCUGAGGUGGCCCAGUGGAGGACCAAGUACGAGACAGACGCCAUCCAGAGGACGGAGGAGCUGGAGGAGGCCAAGAAGAAGCUGGCAGCUCGCCUCCAGACGACUGAGGAGGCGGUGGAGGCCUCUAAUGCCCGUAACGCCUCCCUGGAGAAGACCAAGCACCGUCUGGAGAUCGAGAUCGAGGACCUCAUGGUGGACCUGGAGCGCUCCAACGCCGUGGCCGCCGCCCUGGAUAAGAAACAACGCAACUUCGACAAGGUGCUGUGUGAGUGGAAGCAGAAGUACGACGAGUCCCACGGGGAGUUGGAGUCGUCCCAGAGGGAGGCGCGCAGCCUCAGCACAGAGCUCUUCAAGCUGAAGAACUCCUAUGAAGAGGCGCUGGACCACCUGGAGACCGUCAAGAGGGAGAACAAGAACCUGCAGGAGGAGAUUACGGACCUCACUGACCAGAUCAGUCAGGGUGGGAAGGCCAUCCACGAGCUGGAGAAGUUGAAGAAGAUGCUGGACGUGGAAAAGAGCGACAUCCAGGCAGCCCUGGAGGAAGUGGAGGGUUCCCUGGAACAUGAGGAGAGUAAGACACUUCGAAUGCAGUUUGAGAUGACCCAGUUCAAGACCGAGUUUGAACGAAAGCUGACUGAGAGAGAUGAAGAGAUUGAGAACCUUCGCCGCACCCACCAGCGCACCCUGGAGUCCAUGCAGCUGACGCUGGACGCAGAGCUGCGCGCCCGCAACGAGGCCCUGCGGCUGAAGAAGAAGAUGGAGGGCGACCUGAACGAGAUGGAGGUGCAGCUGGGCCACGCCAACCGCCACGCCGCCGAGUCCCAGAAGGUGGUGCACCAUCUACAGACCCAAAUCAAGGAGCUGCAUAUAGAGCUGGACUCCACCUUCCACCGGUGUGAGGAGCUGAAGGAGCAGAAUGCGCUGGUGGAGCGUCGCAGCACCCUGCUGGCGGCCGAGAUCGAGGAGUUGAGAGCCGCCCUGGAGCAGACAGACCGCGGACGCCGCCUGGCCGAGCAGGAGCUCGUGGAGACCUCCGAGAGGGUCAACCUGCUGCACACCCAGAACACAUCCAUAGUGAAUCAGAAGAAGAAGAUGGAGGCUGACCUGACGGUGAUGGUAGGCGAGGUGGACGAGGCCGUACAGGAAUGCAAAAAUGCAGAAGAGAAGGCCAGGAAAGCCAUCACAGAUGCGGCCAUGAUGGCUGAGGAGCUGAAGAAGGAGCAGGACACCAGCGCUCACCUGGAGAGGAUGAAGAAGAACAUGGAGCUGACCGUCAAGGACUUGCAGAUCCGCCUGGACGAGUCCGAGCAGCUGGCCCUCAAGGGCGGCAAGAAACAGAUGCAGAAGAUGGAGUCCAGGAUGCGAGAGCUGGAGAGUGAGCUGGAGGUGGAACAGAGGAAGUCUUCAGAGUUCCAGAAGGGCAUUCGGAAGUACGAGAGGAGGGUCAAGGAGCUCACUCACCAGACAGAGGAGGACAGGAAGACUCUGCUGCGGAUGCAGGACCUGAUUGAGAAGCUCCAAACCAAAGUCAAGUCCUACAAGAGGCAGGCUGUGGAGGCCGAGGAGACGAUGAGCAGCAACAUGACGAGGUUCAGGAAGAUCCAGCACGAGCUGGAUGACGCUGAGGAGAGGGCAGACAUAGCCGAGACCCAGGUCAACAAGCUCCGCGUGCGCACCAAGGAACAGGUGGUGGUCAAGACUGUGAUCACAGAGUAAACAAGAGGGAUGCGAGCUGACAGCUGACGCCUCCGGCCAGCGCCACAGUGAUGUAACAAGCCAUUAAAUGCAUCAAGAGAAACAACCAGUGCCUCUUGAUCUUCUGCCAGCUUAAAAAUGUUCUACUUACUAUGACUAAGACGUGUUGAGUUUACUUGUCAAUGCAUAGACUGUUGCCAUUGCUGAAAAUGAAUGAAUGAGUGACUGAAAAAAAAUGUCAGCAAAGUCAACAGCCUAAUGUAGAGAGAGAGGGGGUGUCACAGUGAGAGGUUGGUGACACUGAGGAAUUUUCAAACCCAGUGCUGCCUUCACAUGGACUUCCAGCCUCGUGUUUAUUCAAAUUAAAAGUAGCUAUAAAAAGUUCUUUCACCUGCAGUCAAGAGAUGUGGACUGCAGUCAGAAAUGAAACUUAAUGCAUGUCAGCCACCGAGCUGCUUAAAGAAAUCUUAGUAGAGAGAAUAAAAUGAAACCAGCGUGUGUAAUUUUUGUUGUGAUUUUGACAACAGCACAUGGAUCAUCGGGGAGAAGGGAUACAAGAAACUGUACCUGUACGAACCAGUGUUGAGAAGUAACCUGCUAGGAUGCCUAUAAUGCGGAGUUAAAACAAAAAACAUUACCCUCUUGUCCUAGCUGUUCAUGAACUGUGAUAUCCAUUAAAUAUAUUUAAUGAUCACCUGA